CCGAAGGUGUUGGUUAGGAUUUGGCUUCCUUCUUCGUCAGGCUGGGGAGUCUGGUCUAGAUUCCCACGCUUCCAAUGUCAUCUACUACUCGCUCUCAGCCGCGAGUCUCAUUCGCCUCAUUGACUUCCAAUAACCUCGGCACUGUUCGCAAGCUGAACUCUGUGCUCUUCCCAAUCAAGUACAGCGAGAAAUUUUAUAAUGGCAUUGUCCAGCCUGAAGUAGAGGACGUUUGCAAGCUCAUCUAUUACAAUGAUGUGCCUGUAGGCACGUUCUGCUGCAGACUCGAAACGGAGGGCGAGGCGACGAGGCUGUACAUCAUGACCAUGGGAAUCCUGGCACCAUACCGCUCAAGAGGGUUAGGCUCACAGAGCAUGCAAUACAUCAUACAAGCUGCCUCGGCACAUGCGAAGCCAAGCAUCUCGUCCAUCUAUCUGCACGUCCAGACGUCAAACGACGGGGCAAAGGCGUUCUACGAGAAGCACGGCUUCAAGGUUAUCAGAGUGUAUGAAAACUACUACAAAAAGAUAGUCCCGCCUGACGCGUGGGUGCUUGAGCUAGAGGUGACACCCACGGCUGCUGAUGCAGCUGCCGAUGUGUCCCAAGCGUGAGGACGACGGAAACUGGUACUCAGAAUGUAUGUAGUAUGGGGCAUGGACGCGCCAUCGCAAAAUAGUCGUGGAGAUUAUCGGAACUGUUUUACAUCAGCUGUACAAGUCUCGUGUGCAGUGCAGACGAAAAACAUCCCUACACACGGGGCGGACUAGGGGGAGGUACUAGGUUAUGCGGAGCUUGCUGAUAUUAGGUGAGUUUAGUCUCCUGGGCAUGGAAUUAGAUGGGCUACGGCAGUUUCGUCUACGCUCACCACGAUCAUCGACCACGUCGUUACGCCCCCUCAUCUAUGCCACAUCGCUUCACGAGCUGGGCGUAACCAUCGUUAGCUUGGAGUGCGGGAGAGUGAACGGCGACGGCAGAUGUACCUGGUGUCUUUUGAGUGCGUCCUUCCUCGUGAAGGUCUUCCCACAGCCUCCAUUACACAGGAAAGGCUUCUCGCCGGUGUGCGUGUCACGGUGGCGUUUGAGAUCAUGCUGUCGGUUGAACGAUAGCGCACACAUGUCGCAGGAGAAAGGCCGUUGGGGCGAGGCCGGGUACUGCGAGGCCGUGUCCACAGCGGUCUGCGACUGCUGGGUGUAUGCCGCUUGGGCCGCGUACUGUGGGUGUGGCGGAUGUUGAACAGGGAUGCCGCCGGGGUGUGGCGACUGCGGUGUGGCGUAGGGAGGUACCGAGUGCGGCGGAGGAUGAGGAUGAGGUGGUGUGUACGUGUACUGAGUCUGGACGGGAGCCCCAGGCGGCGGAGCCUGGAGAGGCACGCCGUUGCGGUCGACGGCCGGGUAGGGCGGCUGCUGGAUGGACACACUCGGAGAGCGGUCGUGGGCGUAGGACGACCGGGUGUCGGACGUCUGGUAGGUGGGCAAGGACGAUGUCUGGGCCAUGGCGUAGGAGGAAGCUGAGUGCGAGUUUUGCUGGUGGGCGCUGUAGGAAGAGGAAGGGUAGCCGGCCGUGGGAGAAGAGCCCGCAUAGCCCGGAGAAUACUGGGCGUUGUUCUGCCACUGCUGCGGAGAUGCAUACAUCGUCGCUGAGACCGGAGCAGUCUGAGUUCGCCUGUCUGACAUGGUCGUCGGCGAACAGGGGAAAAUAA
Molecule: messenger RNA, 1696 nt
Organism: Phanerochaete carnosa HHB-10118-sp
Lineage: Eukaryota; Fungi; Basidiomycota; Agaricomycetes; Polyporales; Phanerochaetaceae
Exons: 4
Coding region: 75-608 (177 amino acids)
Biological process (GO): mitotic sister chromatid cohesion
Cellular component (GO): NatA complex
Molecular function (GO): acyltransferase activity, transferring groups other than amino-acyl groups
Source: RefSeq, a predicted model, not a curated record